AGCGGCACCCCUGUGAUCCCAGUCCUCCUGUGCUUUCCCAGAGGCCAUGAUUACGUGUCCUUUGUCGUUUACUUUCUGCACCAGCGGUAGCCAAAAACCCUGAAGAGGGCCAAAGGAAGGACAGAGGUUGGCUGCCUCCACAGCACUCUCGCAGGGUCUCCAGCCUACUGGUCCUUGGUCCUAGGGUCCUCUAAGUCUGGUGGUCCACCUGGGACCAGGCGUCUGGUUCCUUUCUCUUCUCCGUGUCUUUCGAUGAUGAUGAUGAUGAUGAUGAUGAUGAUGAUGAUGAUGAUGAUGAUGAUUUCUCCUUCCUCUUUACUUUUUUUCACAGAGAAAGGGCGGAGGCCCUCGGAUUGGAGGGGCAUUUGUGGAGCCAUACUGCCAUCAAGCGGAAACUGUUUCUGGAAAUCGGAGGCUGUAGGGCAGAAGCACUGGGGAAAGCCCAGGAGCGCAAAAGAGAGGGUGGUGUGGGACUCCAGACUCAAGCAGGACGGGAGAGGAACUCCUCGCUGGCCCUUGGCCUGGGCUCAUUCCCAGGAUGCCGCCCUGGCUCCACAGCUGCGGGAUAGAGGCUUUCUGGGCCCCCUGUGGCCCCAGCCAAGGGCAUCCCAGAACUGCCCCCAAAAGAGACCAGAGCAAAGGGCCCCGUUCUCUGGCUGUCAGCGGCCAGUGGCUUCCCUUCUGCGUAUCUCAAAAUGGCUGCUGGGGCAGCUCCACCCUGUGGGCUGACGGGGCUUCGGGAUGCCUGGCUGAUCUGUCUCGGGGCCUCUAGAGUAGCUGCUUCUCCAAGGGGUCCCAAUGGCAGGUACGCUUUGUUCUGGGGCUCUAAACCCCGGUCGGGGAAACCCUGGCUUAGGCAGAGUCCACCCAGCCCCGCCCAUCCUCGCUCUUCUGGGUGCCUAGCAGAAGGCAAGUGUCCCUGCAGCCUGUUGUCAUGUGCAGAAACACCUUCCGCUGGAUGGCACUGUGGCUCCACAAAUGGCGGUCAGGCCUUUGCCUUCCCCCACCUUGCCUUCGUCUUUCUCCAUUUGCUGCCAACGGAAUAAAACAAAUGCAAAACACCCAAAGCAAAGAAACAACCAAAGAAACCGGCCGAGGAGCACCCACCUCACCUACAGCAGGGCUGCCCACCUACGUGGUCACUUUGGGGAAACCUGCAACAGUAGGAGGGUUCUCUGCCUCCCCCCUUCCCUCUGGAUUCUUCUCCUGGGCAGGGUUCCCGGUGAACCGGAGAACCUGAAGAAAUUCCACCCUUAGGGCUGUGGCAUGCUGGGGGUAGGUCGCACUGCGGGCAGUGCAAGUGAGUACAGGGGGAGGGAUAUGUGGAUGUGUGGGUCUGCAUGCCGGCCGCUGCAGAUUCCUCUAGGAAUCUGCACAGGCCGCCUGAGCAAGAGACCAGGCUGCAUGCUUGUGCGCACCACACUUGUCCUCAGGUAGCACUCUUCCUCUUGGGGAAGCGACCAACGUUGAAUCGAAAGCAGCCAGGUCCAGCAGGCAUCCGCACAUUGUUGACCCAUCUAGCUGCAGGGAGUAGGGCCGGAUGUUUUUUGGGAUGGGACUGGACAGGACGGACUCCUGGCCGAGACCUUCAGCUGCCUCUCUCUCUCUCUGGAGCCCAGGCACUCAUCCGUGCACAGGGGUAGGAGGAGCAUUCCGGGUGGGUUUCACAGGUGGCUGUCCUGGAGAGAGAGAGCCUCUUGACAUAUCUGACCGAGCAUGCGUGCUCCCUGGAAGGUGCUGGCUCACCACUUAGUUGCCAGGCAUCUUGGUCAUCCUACCCAAGUGCGUGGGUAGCCAGGGCCCAGACUACCCCCUUUCUCCUGGGCCCAGUCUGA
Molecule: messenger RNA, 1835 nt
Organism: Rhinopithecus roxellana (golden snub-nosed monkey)
Lineage: Eukaryota; Metazoa; Chordata; Mammalia; Primates; Cercopithecidae
Exons: 2
Coding region: 253-729 (158 amino acids)
Source: RefSeq, a predicted model, not a curated record